CAUAAUAAUAAGCAGUUGCCAGUGUUUACACAUGGCUACAGUAUUUACUCGUUGCUCAAACUACAAACUAGUGACAGCAGUGUUGGGCACGAAUUCGCAAUUAAAAAUUUAUUAAAAAUAUUAUAGUUAUUUGAUUCAUACAAGUUAUCUCAUUAAGAUCUUGAAUUUUUAUUUUGGAAGUUGUUAUAAACAUUGAGUAUCAUGUCAAAGAGAGAAGUAGCAACGUAUAAAGAUGAUCAUCAACAUGAUUUAGAGGGGCAAUUUAUAAUGCGUCUUCCCGAAGAACCGGCAAAGCAAUUGAGGGAAGUAUUACAAAAUGGUUUACCUUUAAAAGAUAGGUUAGGUAUUAGAUUAGAAAAUGAUUUAAGGUACGGGGAAGUAAGAUUUGAUAACUGGACUUUCCAUGCCAAAGUUGUUGAUUUACCAACAAUUGUGGAAUCUCUGAAAACGAUUGACAAUAAAAGUUUCUACAAAACUGCAGAUAUUUGUCAAAUACUAAUUUGCAAAGAAGAAGAUGAUGUUUCAAAUACUGAAGAUGAAACAAACAUCAAACAAAAGAAAAAAGAUCCUUUGAAAGUUGAUAAAAAGUUUUUGUGGCCUCAUGGGAUAACACCACCAACGAAAAAUGUUAGGAAAAGAAGAUUUAGAAAAAUUCUCAAAAAAAAGUAUGUUGAAGCACCUGAAAUAGAAAAAGAGGUUAAACGAAUUUUAAAAAAUGAUCUUGAAGCAGUGGAUGUAAAAUGGGAGGUGAUAUGCGAAGACGAAGAUCAAACAAAACCAAAUCUUGUUUCCUCAAGUGAAUUAGUAGAACCCAAGAUUGAAAACGUAAAUGAUGCCUCUCAAAGUGUAGAUGUUGCCGAACAUGAUAUUUUUGGAGGAGCUGUCAGUGACAGCGAUGAAGAAGACGAAGCCCCAAUUAAUGUUAUUGAUAUUGACGAAACUAGUCAUUUAUCAGCUGAUAGCAGAACAGCUGAUUCUAAUUCUAUACAUCCUGCACACAUGGAACAAUCUACUAAUGAACCAACGACAAGCAAGGGUCCUUUAGUCAUAGAAUUUACAAAAGAAAUGUUUACAACUGAAGAAUCAAUAAAUGAUGUUAAAAUGGAAAUUGAAGAAGAGAUAAUUCCUAAAGUAGAACCAAAGUAUGACAGUUAUGAAGCAUCAGAAAGUUACUCAGAAUCUCAAAAUGCCAGCAUGAAUCCAGAUAUGAUUCAAGAACGUCGUGAACAAUUACAAUCAGAACUCGCCACACUGCAAAAACAAAGACAACAACAGGAAGAAACAUUGUCAACAAUCGAAAAUCAAAGAUUAAGAGAACGCUUCAGAGAAAUUAUAGAUAAUUUACUUAUGCAAGAAGCUCAAAAAAUUCAAGAGCUUCAAGAACUGGAAAUGGUCAAUUAAUUAUAAGCUACAGUACUAACUUUUUUACAUCAAACAGUAUUGUUUAAAAUCGUGAUUAGAAUUGUUAUUAGAAGUAGAAAAUCAAACAUCUUUACUAUCUUUAUCAAAAUGUAAAACAGCCCUAUAAUCUAUUGCGGGACAAUCAGAUCUUCUAAAUCGAAAAUAGUAGUGUUUUUUAUUUAAUUUCUAAUACUUUAGAAAAAUUUAUUUAAUAAAUUGAGUUUAUAGUUUUAACAUUAAUUGACUUUUCAUAAAAGGGAUAUUCCGAUUUUGAUUGCAGGCAUCUUGAUUCACUGCAAAUGUCACUUAAAUUCAAAAUUCAUGUUAGUUUAUGUUUUUUGUUUUUGUAUUUAUCUUUUUUAAAUAAAAAUCAUCACAAAGUCAAGAGUGACUAAUGUACAAUUAUUUGUGAAAAAAAUCAAACUAUA
Trichogramma pretiosum is the source of this 1829-nucleotide messenger RNA. RefSeq names its product transcription initiation factor TFIID subunit 7 (gene Taf7). The transcript is spliced from 7 exons. Gene Ontology annotation, biological process: RNA polymerase II preinitiation complex assembly; transcription initiation at RNA polymerase II promoter. Gene Ontology annotation, cellular component: transcription factor TFIID complex. Bases 202 to 1401 code for a protein of 399 amino acids. Lineage: Eukaryota; Metazoa; Arthropoda; Insecta; Hymenoptera; Trichogrammatidae. The record is from RefSeq and is a predicted model, not a curated record. Gene Ontology annotation, molecular function: RNA polymerase II general transcription initiation factor activity.